This is a messenger RNA of Neohortaea acidophila, 1288 nucleotides long. RefSeq lists its product as uncharacterized. The transcript has a single exon. Bases 53 to 964 code for a protein of 303 amino acids. Lineage: Eukaryota; Fungi; Ascomycota; Dothideomycetes; Mycosphaerellales; Teratosphaeriaceae. The record is from RefSeq and is a predicted model, not a curated record.
CGUUGAUUGAACAACCAGCUUCCCGCUUCUCGACAGCAAGGAAAGGCCAAACAUGCAAGAACUCGACCUCCUAAUCCUAGGCGCAGGCUGGACCAGCACCUUCCUCAUCCCGCUCGCACGCCACCGCGCCCUCACCUUCUGCGCCACAACGCGAGACGGGCACGAAGUCGGCGGCAGCGCAACGCUCAAAUGGACCUUCGACCCCGACGGCGACGACAGCCAGUUCUCCUCGCUACCGCUAGCGAGAAACGUGCUCAUCACAUUCCCGCUCAAAGGCACUGGCCCAAGUGCGAGACUCGUCCAAGGGUACGAGAAGGCGUGGGAGGGGAAGCUGGCCCCAUCGUCGUUCGCAGGGGACAAGCGCAAAGUGCAUUUCGUGCAACUGGGCAGUACGGGGAUUUGGCAAGGUGGCGGGCCAACGCUAUCCUCCUCGCCAUCAUCAUGCUGGGUGACUCGUAAAUCGUCUUACGACACUUCGAACGCGCGCGCCGAGGCCGAAGACGAACUGCUCUCGCUCGGCGGCUGCGUGCUGAAUCUCGCCGGCUUAUGGGGCGGUGCGCGCCAGCCGCGGGACUGGGUGGGACGCGUGGCGAAGACGAAGGAGGAUGUGCGGGGCAAGCGCAGUCUGCACUUGGUUCAUGGGCUGGAUGUUGCGCGCGGGCUUUUGGCCGUCGUUGCGCGCUGGGAGGCCGCGAAGGGCCAGCGGUGGAUGUUGACGGAUGGGUUUGUGUAUGAUUGGUGGAGUCUGUUCGUGCAUUGGGGAUCGCCCAAGGAGGCCAGUGAGGAUGGGAAGCACGGUGAUGUCGAUCCUAAGCCGUCGGAUCAGGCGAAGUGGGUGUACGAGUUGAUGGUGGAGGAGGAUGUCAGGGCUUUGCCGAGGAGUAUGGAGGCGUUGGGCCGCUGCUACGAUUCCAGAGAGUUCUGGGAUACCUUUGGCAUUGCUCCUGUUCAAGGUGGCGUUUGACGGCCUCCUCUCGCUGCAAUGUACGCUUCAAUAUUUUCGCGCUGUGGGAAGACAUGGCGAGGACCUCUCUCAAUUUCUGAGUUUCCCGUGGACACAUCUCUCGCUACUGGCAUGUCUGGCCGACCACCGAGUUCCAACCAGCACAAUCGAAGCCGCCGAAGCCUGCUGUCCAGAUAUCGCAAUCGAGAUCAACCGCAAGCAGAACCGUCUAGCAUGCGCGAAGAAUUCCGAACACCUUCAACCCUGAUGAUGCAGAGCAGUGCCACGGCUAGGACCACUACUUGAUCGAGAACUUUAAUAACGCAUUAUUGAUCACGCAAUAUA